Molecule: messenger RNA, 261 nt
Organism: Sphaeroforma arctica JP610
Lineage: Eukaryota; Ichthyosporea; Ichthyophonida
Exons: 2
Source: RefSeq, a predicted model, not a curated record
GGCCAACUCGACCCGAUUGAAGCCCAACUCAUUCUGGAGGCUGAGCGUGAAAACCGAUACCUGCAGAUCGAAAACGAUCGUUUGUCCACAGCCAUCACUCAGAAGCGAAUGACUAUACUGGAGGAGAUGCAACUGGCGGAGAAGAAAUUGGCAGGAGAGGCGGCCAAAUGGACCGAAGAGGCGGCUUUGCUGCUGAAGACCAAACAGCAGAUACUGGAGAAGAUCAAGAAGCUGGAGCAUUACAUCACCACAAAGGGAUUG